AUGCAUGAUUGGAUGUUAACAACAAGUGUUGCCUCUUUUAUUGUUUGCCUCUUCCUUGUUAUCCACUUAACCUACGCAGAAACAGGAUUUGUGAGCAUAGCAUGCUGUGCUGAAUCAUCAACUUUUACAGAUAAUGGCUCUAUAAGUUGGAAAUCAGAUGAGGGAUGGUUCCCUCGAGAGAAUACAGUUUGCAAAAACAUAAGCAGACAAGCAGAAGAUGAUGCAAACUAUGAUAAACUUCGAAUUUUCUACAUUCAACCAGGGAAGAGAAUAUGCUACAAUUUUUCAACAACAGAAAGUCAAGACUAUCUAAUAAGGACUACGUUUCUAUUUGAUGAUUCUUUGAGUCGUUCUUUUGAUGUUUCGAUUGGUUUCACAAUAAGUCAUGUGAAAUUGUACAAGGAUUUGGUGGUUGAGAAAAUUUUUAAGGCUACUAAUCAGAACGUAGAUUUUUGCUUAAUGCGUGAUCAUGGAUAUCCAUACAUUUCAAAGCUUGAACUGAGGCCCUUGGGGGAUUUAGAUUAUUUACAGGGAAAGGCUUCUGGUGUUCUGAAAUUGGUUAGCAGAGUUGACGCAGGAAACACUGGAAAUAGCAUCAGGUACCCAGAUGACUCAUUUGACAGAAUCUGGAGAAGGCCUGACCCCAAAACAGUUUCCAUAUCAGAACCGACUAGUUCCAACACUUACAUCUCUGAAGUUAACAAAACAGUGCCAGCCAAAGUUCUCCAAACAGCACUAACACACACAGACAGACUGGAGUUCCUGCACAAUGACCUUGACACAGAGGAUUCCAAUUACACUGUGUUCCUGUACUUUUUUGAGCUCAAUUACUCUAUAAAAACCGGCCAAAGGGUAUUCGACAUUUACAUCAAUAAUGAAAUGAAGAUGGGGAAAUUUGACAUUUGGGCUUAUGGGUCAGCCUAUAGGGAAACUGCUCUAAGUGUCACAGCAAGCAGGUCUCUAAACUUGACCUUAGUCAAGGCUGCAAAUGCAUCUGACCUUGGACCUAGUUUAAAUGCCUACGAGAUCUUGCAAUGGAUUCCAGGAACUAACCAACAAGAUGUGGAAGUGAUCAUGAAGGUAAGACAAGAACUGCUGCUGUAUAACAAGGAGAAUGAACUGCUGCAUAGUUGGUCAGGAGAUCCAUGCUUUCCUCCUUGGAAAGCUCUAACAUGCCAGAACUUCAACGGGUCAUUAUCUGUUGUCACAGGGCUGAAUGUUUCUUCAAGUCAUUUUCAAGGACCAAUUCCUGCUAGUGUUACUAAGCUGAGCAACCUAAAGGAAUUGAACCUUAGCUACAAUGACUUCACCGGCAAGAUCCCGCCGUUCCGGGCAUCCUCGAUGUUGACAUCAGUGGAUCUGAGCCACAAUGAUCUUACUGGAGUUCUUCCAGAUUCUUUUGCCUCCCUUCCGAAUUUGACGACAUUCUCUGGGAAAUGUGAUGGAAAGGGAUCAACUCGUAGAAAGCAAGGAAUCGUCAUAGGAACCAUUACAGGUGGAUCGUUUCUAUUCACCUUAGCAGUCGGAAUGCUGUGCAGUUGCUUCUACAGACGAAAAUUCAAAACUCAGCAAAAUAUUGAUGGGAAAUCGCACCCGAUGAUAAAGAAUGCUGUUUACUCUGUACCUAGCAUAGAUGUUGCUGCUUCGAAGUCGAUAUAUAUUCAAUCCUUUCCACUAGACUACAUAGAGAGUGCCACCCACAAGUACAGAACCUUGAUAGGUGAAGGUGGGUUUGGAUCCGUAUACCGUGGAACUCUACCAGACGGUGAGGAAGUAGCAGUGAAGGUCCGAUCAUCUACUUCAACUCAGGGGACUCGGGAAUUCGAGAAUGAGCUAAACCUUCUGUCAUCUCUUCGGCAUGAGAACCUGGUGCCUCUUCUUGGUUAUUGCUGUGAAAAUGAUCAACAAAUUCUCGUUUAUCCAUUUAUGUCUAAUGGCUCUCUACAAGAUCGCCUCUAUGGGGAAGCAGCAAAGAGGAAAACUCUGGACUGGCCAACCAGACUUUCGGUUGCUCUUGGUGCUGCUCGAGGCAACAUGAACGCCAAGGUGACAGACUUCGGCUUCUCAAAGUAUGCUCCUCAGGAAGGAGACAGUGGUGCUUCUCUGGAAGUAAGAGGCACAGCUGGAUACUUGGACCCAGAGGAAUCGAAUCAAAGCUUCUCUGCUUCUGAAUCCUGGUUUAUAACUCCAUCUUUCAGCGGACGGGAGCCUCUCAACAUACACAGGCCACGAAAUGAGUGGAGCUUGGUUGAAUGGGCAAAGCCUUAUAUAAGGGAGUCAAGGAUCGAUGAAAUUGUGGAUCCAAGCAUAAAGGGAGGGUACCAUGCAGAGGCAAUGUGGAGAGUGGUGGAGGUGGCACUAGUAUGCAUUGAGCCCUUCUCUGCUUAUCGGCCAUGCAUGCCUGACAUUGUUCGAGAACUAGAGGAUGCUUUGAUCAUAGAGAACAACGCAUCUGAGUAUAUGAAGUCCAUAGACAGCUUAGGAGGAUACAGCUUGAAUGGGUCCAAUCGCUUCACAAUUCCCACAGAGAAGAAGAUGGCUUUACCACCAGUGGCCCCAAGCCCACCAGAGCCUUCACCAAGACCAGGGAGCAAAAGGGAAGCAACCAAGGAGAAAGAAAAAUAUACAGCAAACGAGAAACAACAGAGGAUUCCAAGAAUAGAGAAGGAAUCCAAGAUCAAGGAAACACACCAUAGAGACUAA
Messenger RNA from Dovyalis caffra, 2703 nucleotides. The record is from the annotation of a GenBank genome assembly. Lineage: Eukaryota; Viridiplantae; Streptophyta; Magnoliopsida; Malpighiales; Salicaceae.